Mytilus californianus (California mussel) is the source of this 5213-nucleotide messenger RNA. Its product is annotated as biotin--protein ligase-like. The transcript is spliced from 12 exons. Gene Ontology annotation, molecular function: biotin--[biotin carboxyl-carrier protein] ligase activity. Gene Ontology annotation, biological process: protein modification process. The coding region runs from base 84 to 2597 and encodes 837 amino acids. NCBI's taxonomy places the organism in Eukaryota, Metazoa, Mollusca, Bivalvia, Mytilida, Mytilidae. Gene Ontology annotation, cellular component: cytoplasm. The record is from RefSeq and is a predicted model, not a curated record.
GAACGAUAAGCCCAUACAAAUUAUCCAGUUUGCAGCUUGCAAAGUUGAAAUGGGUGUUGCAUGGUACAUGACGAGGUAAUAAGAUGUUCAUAACAGCAGGAUAUUUGUAUUUAUAUGCAGUCCACUGGUUACGUCGGACACGUAAACAUACACUGUAUAGAAAGACAAUCACUGACAUUUUCCAACGAGGUUCAGUAUUAGCCCAUAAAUAUGGCACUUUUGACACGCUCACUGAUCAACUGCUGAAAGAUGUGUCUUAUAUUCAGCGUGUCAAUCACAUUCGUGAUUCCAGGAUUAUUCUAUCAGAAAUAACUCCAAAGGUAAAAAUAAACUUGAACGAAUGGACUACAUACUUUGCCUUAGAACCCCAUCAGUAUGAUACAACAUCAGAAGAUGUGUGGGUAUUAGUUGAGUCUAUCAGACCUGAAAGUGCUCAAGAAUAUGUGGAGGAAGAAGCCAAAUACCAGACCACUAAUAUGUUGGACCUAGGCAGGCCAAUAGCUUGGAAGACAGGACCUCCUUUUGGUAUAAUAAUGAAGUGUUCUCAAGAGAAUUUUGUAGCCAUGUGUGUGGCCUUCUCAGACUAUGCCUUGUCCACAGAUGAAGAGCUUAUUGUACAGAAAGUACUCAGUAUAGAUGUAGAAGGCCAUGCCAGCAACUUGGUACAGAAAACUGAUGAGGAAUCUAGUAUGAUGAAUAAUUUUGAUGAGACUACAGAAGUUGGAAGGUGUUCAAAUGAAUCAAUGGCAUCAUCGAGAAGUGUUGGUAACAUAGAAGAAGUAUUAGAUGGUGCUGACAAUGACGAAAUCGACUCUAUGACAACAAACGAAGAUGAUAUGCAAAGGAUGAUGGGAGAGAGUGGUUAUGGUGAAGCAUUAAGUGAAAUGAUUCCUAUGCCAGCUGUUUUUAUUCCUCCCGACCAAAGUCAUACAUCAAAACCUCCAAAUGUUUUAGUUUAUGCAGGAAAGAAAGACUCUGCCAGAAAAUUUCAAAAUAUUAAAUCAGUAUUUGAACAAUGUAUAAAUACAAACUGCUACAUCUUGUAUCAUUUGAAACAUGACCAGGUGUCCUCCAUUCCAUGGGCAGAUAACUGCGCAUUACUAGUUGUAUCAUGUGACAAUUUGUAUGACAGGGUAGAUGAUGCUUUUCUCCAGUUUAUUGAGCAGGGUGGUAAAGUGAUAAGCUUUGGCAGUUCUCUAGAUUCUGAUUUCGUACCUAGAAGAGAACUUCGUACUCAUCCGGAUAUUUCUGUCGUAGAUUAUGAGAAAUGGAAGAAAGUUACACUAUUAUGUGGUCGUUACUGCUAUCUGCCACAGGAGUCUGUUAAAGAUUUGAUGUGUAUUCAGUCCCUAUGUCAAGAUAAAGAUGGACAAGCUAUGAUUGUUGACAUUAAACCAAAAGCUGAAGGUCAAGGAAGAGCAAUUCUGUCACAGGUUUUACUAGACCAAGAUCCGACUGAUAUAGCAGCCACUGUAGAGAUGUUUAACAUCCUGAAGGAUUCUAAUUCAGUCAGAUUAGAGAUGUUAACAUCCCUACUGAAACGAAUGGGAUAUAAUUGUGAUAGAGACCAGACACCUAUAUUUACACCAGCCUACCUCUUAUCUAAAACCAAGGAUCUUAAGUCUUCCCUCAUGUCAAGUAUUGAGAAGCGUCUGACUGAAGGAAAACUUAAAUCUGCCAGUUUGACCUUGAAAUUCAUCUCAUCAGGAGAGGUUGUUAUGGCAACAAAGGAUUUACUUCCUGUUGUUUCCAGUGACUCAGGGAAAAUUCCAUUCAAUGAGGCUUUGUACUGGAAGAAUUUGUCGACAAAAAGAUUGGGAAACACUAUGUUCUAUACAGAUGUUAUACAUUCUACAAUGCCUGUGUUAGAAAGCUUACAGUUUUCCUGUGGAGACAACAUAGGUCUGAUAGCUAUUUCAAAUGUCCAGACAAAUGGCAAAGGAAGGGGAGAUAAUUUUUGGUUGAGUCCUGCUGGAUGUGCUAUGUUUACAAUCCACGUGUGCCUUCCAUUAGGGAGCCAUUUAGGAAAGGCAGCAUCCUACUUGCAACACCUGACAUCCCUGGCUGUGGUGGAGGGAAUCAGAACACUGCCAGACUAUCAGGAUAUAGAUUUGAGGUUGAAAUGGCCUAACGAUAUCUACUACAGUGAUAAAAUGAAAUUAGGAGGAGUUAUUGUUAAAUCUACAACUAUGAAUGGAAAUCUACACGCCCUUAUUGGUUGUGGAUAUAAUGUUAGCAACAAAAAUCCAACAAUCUGUGUCAAUGAUGUGAUAAAUAGUUACAACAAUGACAAGAAAACAAAAUUACCAGAAAUAUCAGUAGAACAGUCUAUAGCCAGGACAGUCACUGUCAUGGAGGAACUCAUUGACCAGUUCCAACACGAAGGUUAUGACAGUUUCUGUAAAUCUUAUUACAAAAGAUGGUUACAUAGCAACACUAAGGUGCGAUUACAGAUGGAAAAAGGGAAGGAGGUGACAAUAGUUGGUCUAGAUGAAUUUGGAUAUCUAAAGACAAUUGAUGAAAAUAAAAAGACAAUCAUAGUACAUGAUGAUGGAAACAGCUUUGAUAUGAUGCACAACCUCAUUAAGAUGAAAUAGAUAUGUUGUAAACUUUGAAUUCUAUUUGUGUGGUUGCUGGAUAUCAUUAUGUUGAAAAUAAAAAUAGAUAAAGACAAAUUGAUUACUGAGAACUAGAGAGACAUUUUUGUAUAAUGAAUUUUAAGUAUGCAUAAUAGUAAAUACCCGGUAAGCAUAAUAUGUACUGUUAUGCAGAAAAUGACAAUGAAAGAUAUGACUAUGGUAAACUGUAAAUUCAGGAAUUAUUGUGUACAUUUAUUUUUGGGAUUUUUGAAGAAUGAACAAAAAUGGGAGUUUAAUUAUUCAAUUAUUGCGAAUUUAAGAAAAGCUACAUACAGAUAUAUGUAUUUGAUAUCAGAAUGCGAGUUCUUAUUAUUGCGACACUCAAGUAGUUACAUUAUUUACAUUAAUUAAAACUUCGCAAUAAUUUCUGAAUUUACAGUAUUUAAUAUGUAAAAAUUAUAUGACAUCCUAACUUUUACAGAUAUGAUAAAUACUGUUAGUAUGGAAAAUUCACAUAAGAUAAGAGUUUACUUAGUAGCAUUUUUUUUAUUUGUAGUUAUUUAAUGGCUGUUGUUUGUGUAUUUUGUUGAUUUUUCCAUUAUAAUUUGCUACUUUUGUACUAAUAAACUGUGUUUUUUUUUUGAUAUUGCAGUAAGUGUGUUCAAUAAAAACCUUUGAUAAUUACCUCUUAUAGGGUAUUUGCAUUUUACAAACAUGUGGUAGUGUACCAAAGUACUCAAGUAGUUUAAUUUUUCACCUUUUGAAGUGUGUAAGAUUUUAGAUAUUUUUUAUAAUUCAUGAUCAUAUAAACAUUCCAUUUUACAACAUGAAAUCUAUAGUCAAGUCAGUUGGAUACUAUUCAACAAUUGUGAUCUUUGACAAGCAAGAUCAUGAUAUGCUCAGGAGAAAAAUAUGUAAGUGUGAAUGAAAUAUCAAUGCAGAUUACAGAUCAAACUCAGACUACUUCAAUUCACAUAGAAUCCAAAAUGUAACUGAAGUUUUGAAGAAAUAAAAAAUAUAAAUUAUUAUGGAUAUGUGAUUUUUUUUCUGUUGAUGUAAACAUUAUAACAUAAAAAAUAAUUUUCUAAAUAUGACAUAAUCAAAUAAAAUUUUCCAUGUUUUUAUUUGUGACCAGUAUGCGAUUUGAAAUUUGACUUGCACAUGCAAGACUCUUUAUUUGUAUAGAUAUAUACUUCAAAACUGUGAAACAUUUUAUUAUGCUUUUCAGUUGAAUUUCAGCAUUCUUAGGAUUAGAAAAACAUAUGUUAAAUGUAUUGUUGUCUAUGCAAAACUUGCCAAUUCCAAAGAAAAAUAAGGACAAUUAACAAUAUUCAUUCAAAAGCAAAAAGCUGAUUUGACAGUAAAUAAUUUUGUAAAAAGCAGAAACUUGGUUUGACAUGAAUAAUAAUUGUUUUAAGCCAACAAUAAAUUUUAUUAAAGCAGAAAACCUGUUUGACAUUGAAUAAUGUUUGAUCAAGGCAGAAACUUUGAUUAAGAAUGAAAAUUAUAUAUAUAAAGCAGACAUAAGCUAUUCACAGAUUUGUAAUAUAUAUUUAAAGAAGAAUAUAGGUUUAUCAAUGAAUAAUAUUCUGAACAAAGCAAAAACUAGUAUUGUCAACAAAUAAAAUUUGUACCAAGCAGAGAUUUGAUAAACAAUAAUUAUUACUUAUGCAAAUUAUAAAUAUUGUUUAUGAUAAUCAACAAAUAGUUCAUGACUGUGAAGCCCUAAUGCUGUUUAUGUUUGGGAGUCACCUUAAAAAAUAAACAGACGAAAGCCAUGUAUAAUAUAAUACCAUUAUGGUCAAACAACUGUCUCAACCUACUGUCUCAGCCCAUAUACAGUAUAUGGAUUUGUUCAUGUUCAAGUGAUUGGUAGGUGGUAAAUUAGCACAAAGGAAAAUAUACAAAUUAAAACAGGGAUUUGACAAUAAAUAAAUUUUGGGUUAGCAUUCAUUCAUUUACAUAUUGAGUAAGAUUUUAAUUGAAAUUUGAAAUAGCUAGAUGUAACAUUCUGACAUAAUUCCAAAAAUUAUAAUAGUAUAAUUGUACAAUACACAAAAUAGUGCUAAAUAAUGCUGUCAGUGAUGGUUUUCUCCUGCUUUGAAAAUUUAUAUUACAUAUAAUUAAUUUAAUAUUAUUAUUAUAUAUAAUUCAAAUUAUAUAAAUUGUGUAAUGUUUUUCCAAUUUGUGUUGAUUAAUUAAAGUGCCAUACAUAUUUGUUUUUGUUGACUCUUCUUUUUUACUUCAUUUUUCAAAUGCUCAAAUUCUGACUAAGUAGAAGUAUCAUUAUAAUUUUGACAAGUUGAGGUUUUAUUUUUUCUGGAUUUCAAAAACUAAUAUUGGUUUUUAUACAGUGUAUGAGAAAUCCUUUGUUAUGUCUGAAGUAUCAAUAUACAUGCUAAAUGUUUUUAAUACAAUUAAUGAUGUGAACAAAUAUUACUUUUACCUAUGCUUAUAUAUACACUGUAGGUAAAUUUUAUUCCUAAUUGUAACAAUCAUGACAGUUGUAAUUCAAAUAGAUGGUUGUGAAUUGUGAGAAAUCUAAGCAAAACAAAUGAGUUUUAUCCAGGUAUGGAUUUUUUGUUCUUUUUGUAUUACAUGGAAGCCAAGUUAUUAAAGAUGUUAUGCACAAUA